UCGAGGAGAAAGACAAGAGAGCCAAAGGAGGAGAAUGUAACUCUUGGACCAGCUGUUCGUGAGGGAGAACAAGUUUUCGGUGUCGUCCACAUUUUCGCUUCAUUCAACGACACUUUCAUCCACGUUACUGAUUUGUCUGGACGUGAAACUCUUGUCCGUAUCACCGGUGGGAUGAAGGUGAAAGCUGACAGGGAUGAGUCGUCACCUUACGCAGCCAUGCUUGCUGCGCAAGAUGUUGCUCAGCGAUGCAAGGAGCUUGGAGUCACGGCCAUUCACGUGAAGCUCCGUGCCACUGGUGGAAACAAGACCAAGACACCUGGUCCUGGUGCUCAGUCUGCUCUUAGAGCACUGGCUCGUUCUGGCAUGAAAAUAGGCCGCAUUGAGGAUGUUACUCCCAUUCCAACAGACAGUACCCGCCGAAAGGGUGGUAGAAGAGGAAGGAGGCUCUAA
Thlaspi arvense is the source of this 450-nucleotide messenger RNA. NCBI's taxonomy places the organism in Eukaryota, Viridiplantae, Streptophyta, Magnoliopsida, Brassicales, Brassicaceae. The record is from the annotation of a GenBank genome assembly.